AUGCGUCCGCGGUGUCCGUGGCAUGCUAUAAUCUUUUUCCUCCACAGACCACUGUCCAUGUCCACCCCAACACGUGCACGACCAGCUAUAGUUACCUAUACGAAGGAUGCAGUAUUGAGGGGGCACGGAAAGUUUACUUUUGCGAUAUCAUCUCGGGGAACGCCACAUAGCAUAGGGGGGAGGGGAGCACGGGCAAUUCAAGAACUGGGAGAUUUGUUUUUCGGGGUUCAUCUCACACCCUUCCACGCGCGCAAACUUACCAAUGAUGAAUCAUAUCGCUUUUCCCCCUCCCACUAUACCAAAAGUAAACUUGGAAACCUUGAUCGACUCGGCUGCACCCUAUUGUGA
This is a messenger RNA of Colletotrichum abscissum, 348 nucleotides long. RefSeq lists its product as uncharacterized. The record is from RefSeq and is a predicted model, not a curated record. Bases 1 to 348 code for a protein of 115 amino acids. NCBI's taxonomy places the organism in Eukaryota, Fungi, Ascomycota, Sordariomycetes, Glomerellales, Glomerellaceae. The transcript has a single exon.